GUGCGGAGUACUCGGGGCCAGUUUCGAAGUAAUUACUAUCUUAUCGAAUGCCCUGUCGCGGGUGGCCUAUAAAAGUAGAAGAAUUGCCGGCAAUCGGGCAAAGAGUUAAGUGCCAGCAACAUGUCCGGAAUCCCACCAGCCACCUUUACGGUAAUCGCUGGCAGUGCAGCCCACAAUCAGCGACGCAAGAAUCAGAAUCAAAAUCAACAGAAGAGUGCCACUAAGACCGAUACACAGACGGCGGGGUCGAAGACAAAUAGUUGCCACAUUGCUUAGAUAUAGUAACUAUCUUAUCUGUACAAGGAUUUAACGCAUGAAAAUACAUUUCCCAUGACAUAAACACCGUGUAUAAAUGGGCCGAACAAAGCGUUUGGGGUUUCAGUUAAUGGGCACAACGAAAACGAGACGGAAUAAUCAGCGACAAAAUGAAAACGACCAUUGUGGAGGAGAGAAGUGUUAAUGAAACGAUAGAAACGAUAGCCACGAGCAGUGGCACAAUCCAGGAGACCAUCGAGAUAGUCAACAUCGAGGGUUCUCCGGCACCGAAGCAACGCCAUCAUCAUCACCAUCACAGGCAUCACCAUCAUCAUCAGGAAAGACAGGAGAAUGUGGAAGUUGUGGAGCGAGAGGAAGUGAUUCUGGUGGAGAAUGGAGCAAAGCCCCGAAAGCACCAUCACCACCACAAGCAAAAGACUUCGCCACCUCCACCUUUGCCAGAGACCUCACCGCCAUUCCUCACACCCACCGAGGAGGUGGGUUUCAAUGUGGUUUGGGAACCCCAGGCCUUUUGGAACCAGCCCUCACCCAAUCCCUCCACGGAUCUUGAUCUCUCACCCGAGAGGGAUGUUGUGGACACAGAGGAGAUAUUGGACACUACAUCUGCUUCAGAUGAAUUCACCACCGUGGUUUGGCAAACGGAGACAAAGGAAACGUUUAAGCAAACCCAAAACCACACUAGGGUGGUGGAAGAGGAAAUCAUAAUUGAACAAUUGGAUCCUCCACCCUAUGCACCUCCACAGCUUCAAGUGCAGACAGGAUUCUUCCCGGGAGCUCAGCAGCCUCCUCUUUCUCCCAUCGCAGAAGUGGUUCAAACAGAUGUUUUUGUGGAAUCAGUGGAACCUUCACUGCCCCCAACAGGUUAUAUUCCCAGAAUGAAUAUUAAUCCACCGGAAACUAUUGUGGAGAAUGUGCAAGUUGACUUUUCUGCACAGAUUCAACAGGAACCGGAGUUUAUUCCUCAACCAGGUUUUGUGGCUAGGAUUGUGGGGAAUAUAGAAGGAGCCGUAGCAUCCAUUUCUACACAGGCCCCAGCUCCAAAAGGCUAUUAUCCUCGAUCAGGAUUAGUAGAGACUACUGUGGAGGACAUAGAAGUUAUAAAAGUAGAUCCUCCUGUGCAGAAUAUUGUACAAAUUGGCAACGUUCCUGGAGAUGUGGUAGUGGAAUCAGUUGUGGAAAAUAUUGAAGCGGAUUCCCCCUUUCUUCUUCCACCCGGUGGUUUUGAUGCUGAGGAGUCGAUUGUGGAGAACAUCGAAGUCUCGACAGAAGUCGACGACUCUCCAUUUCUCCUUCCAGCUAAUGGCUUUGAUUCUGAGCCAGUCUGCGUGGAAUCAAUUGUUGAAAAUAUAGAAGUAAUACCACCCGAACCUGUUUUACCAAUUCCAGUACAAAAUUCUGUUCCUGGAGGCUUUGUAGAAAGUAUAGUGGAAAACAUAGAGGUCAUAAAAGAAGAUGAUCCUCCUUUCCUGCUUCCCGCUCAAAAAGAGUUUACUCCCCAGCCUGGCAAUGUGGAAUCCAUUGUAGAAAAUAUGGAAAUCACUACAGAAGUGGAUCCUCCAUUGCGACCACCAGCGCAGAGUGGUUAUCUACCUAGAUCUGGAUUCGUGGAGUCUAUUGUUGAGAGUAUAGAAGUCACUGAAGAAGUUAAUCCUCCCCAACCUCCAGUGCCAAUUGGCCUGAUCCCGCAAACAGGCUUAGUAGAAUCGAUUGUGGAAAACAUAGAAGUCAAAGAAGAAGUGGAUUCUCCUGUGCAAUCCCCAAUACAAAUGAGUUUUCCUCGUCGAUCGGGUUUUGUAAAUUCAAUAGUGGAAAAUAUAGAAGUCACGGAAGAAGUCACGGAAGAAGUUGAAACUCCAAUAAGGCCACCACUCCCAAUUGGUUUCCCUCCUCGCUCAGGUUUUGUAGAAUCGAUUGUGGAGAACAUAGAAGUCACAGAAUAUAGUCCACCCUAUCAAUCCCCAGAGCCAAUGGACAUAUUUCCGCAAACAGGUUAUGUUGAAAAUAUUGUGGAGGACAUUGAAAUCACGCAACCGUCACAGCCAGUUUUUCAAAAUGGUUAUGCGCCUCAAACAGGCGUCGUGGAAUCAAUUGUGGAAGAGAUAGAAGUCACUCCCGACCCUCCACUUCGAUCAAUAGUGACAACUAAUUAUAUGCCACGCGCAAGUUUGGUUCAAGAGCUGGUUGUGGAGUCCCUGGAAGUAACGCCAACAUCAUCGCCUCCCCCCGAACAGUUUCCUUUUAUUUCCAGAGAAAGUCUAAUCGAAGUUGAUGACUAUGUGACGGUUGAGGAAGUCACCCCUUACAAUACCGCUCCACACAGUCCCACAGUGGAAGUGGAUAGAUUUAGCGAAGACGAGGCUUAUGUGGAGAUUAUUGACGUUACACCCGUUAAUACACCACCAAGGAGUCUAUCAAUUCAAGGCCCUAUUGAAGUGGGUUUCGUUCCCAGGCCAAGCUUAGCGGAAACGGCGGUUAUUGUGGCUUCCCUGGAGGUUACUCCCACUCCCACACCUCCACCCAGUCCACCUCUGAAACUCAGAAUACCACCAUCGAAUCUGGCACAAACGGAGGUGAUUGUAGAGUCUGUGAAUGUUACACCAGUUCCCUCACCUCCUCCCAAGCCACAAGUGAAACCACUUAAUAGUUUCAUUCUAACUGAUCUGGUUAUAGACGAUCCUCAGUUUGUAGAAGUGGUGGAAAGAGAGGUGGUUGUGGAGUCCUCAAAUAAUGGGCAAGUGACUGAGGUCAUAGAAGUAACCGAGGAAGUUAUAGAACCUGCCACACCCAUUGGAACUGUUUUAGUGGGUGUCGUUUCCGAGCAAAGUAACGACAAGUUUGGCAAGCGGUAUUCCCUCAGUGCAGCUUUGACUCAAGAACAGCAACAGGAGCAGGGAAUACAGGAAACGAAUGAACCACCACCAAUCCAAAAACGAGAUAUUGCAGCAGAACCACCGAAACGAAAAUGCUGCCACUGCAAAUGCGUCAUUUCCUAAAUCGGAGGUCAGGGGCUUUCCCCAAGCCUGGGAAUGUAAGCUCCGCCUAUCGCAUAUCUAAUCAGCGGAAACAGAAGCCACCCAAAAAAAAAUCACAGUAAUUGAUAGUUAAUUACCAG
Messenger RNA from Drosophila rhopaloa, 3388 nucleotides. Its product is annotated as titin. The coding region runs from base 426 to 3269 and encodes 947 amino acids. Lineage: Eukaryota; Metazoa; Arthropoda; Insecta; Diptera; Drosophilidae. The record is from RefSeq and is a predicted model, not a curated record. The transcript is spliced from 3 exons.